Molecule: messenger RNA, 2679 nt
Organism: Caenorhabditis bovis
Lineage: Eukaryota; Metazoa; Nematoda; Chromadorea; Rhabditida; Rhabditidae
Source: the annotation of a GenBank genome assembly
AUGGCUGGGAAAAGCAAUCUUUGCGGAAAUAUGUCCAAGAUGAGCAUUUCAAACGACAAAGAGAGUAAAUCGGGACAUGGAGGAUUGGCUAAUAAGCUUCCUCCAGGAACGCUCGGAAACCAGACGACGUGCUCAACAAAUGUGAAAAAGCUCGAAAUUGUGCGAAACACCCCUAUAUACAAAUACGACAUAAAAAUUUGUAUUAUUUUUGAAUCACAAAAUGGCGACGUUGAGAAAGAAAUUUCCAAGGAGUCGCUUAUUAAUGUGGAAAACUUUCGUUCGAAAAAGUAUUGCGACAGGGCCUACCAAUAUGUCAUCAAAAACAAUAAGAAUGUCUUUGGAAACCAGUCGACAUUUUUUUAUGACAGACAGUCUUCGAUCUAUACAUUGAAAGAGUUGAAAAACACUGAGUACAAUUUCACUGUACCGCCAAAAGAAGUCACCCGAGAUAACGCUAAAGCGAUUACGGUCCAAAUACGUAAGGUCGCGGACACGUUUCAAGCAACGUCCGAAGACAUUAAAAAAACACACAACACCGUUCAUCGUUUGGAAGACAAGACCUUGUUAGAAGCGCUUAAUACCAUAAUCGCACAAACACCACGAGAUAAUAAAAACGUCAUCACCGUUAACGGUUCAACGCAUUAUCUUGUUGAUGCGAAUAUUCCAGGCCUCAAACCGUCGAAUAAUUCGUAUAAUACCAAGUUUAUGGGAAGUGGAUUGACAGAUGCUGUGAAAGUCCUUGAAGGCGCUGAUCCGAAAAACCCGGAAUUGUUUUUGGUUACGGAACUUAAAAAAACACUCUUCCAUCAAGAAUAUCAGAACUUGGCUGAUAAACUUUAUGAGCUCGAUAACAGAGUCGAACUGUACAAACCAAACUCACGCGAAGCAAACAAUCUGUUACCGCAGGUCAAAGGAUUGGUGUGCUAUCUGCAGAAUUCACAAACGGCACCCCUUCAAACAGAUGCACCGCUCGUUGUUGUGAAGGGAUUCGGACCAGCUGCAAAUUCAAAGGAGUCCGAAUUUGAAACAACGGAUUUCGGCAAAGUGACCGUGAAGGAAUACUUCUUGAAAAAACACAAAAUGGAACUCAAUUAUCCCGGAAUGAUGACUAUCAAAGGAGAAAUCCGAAAUAAAAGAUGCCUUUUCCCGGCCGAGGUCUUAGUAGUAUGUGAAGAUCAGAUUGUGCGCACUGAGCAGCUGCCAUCAAACGAGCAAUCUUCCGCAAUAAGAGAAACCGCGAUCCCUCCAUUUUACCGCAAAAAAGAAACGCAAGCCGUUGUCGAAGCAAUCGGCUUAGAGCCUCCGCCAAAUAAAGUUAUCGCUGACGUUCUCAAAAUAAAGAAAGGCUUCGUGAAUGUUCCUGCGCGUGUGAUGCCAUCGCCACUAGUGAGAUUUUCGAAAAACGCCGCCGAAGUCCGUAAUGCAAAAUGGCGAGGUGGUGAAUUUGUCCAACCGGCGAAGAUCCAAAAUUGGGAAAUGGUUUUUAUUGAGCCGAGCAAUCGAUUUAACUCGAAAGUCUUCUUGGGUAAUCUUCUCAAGACAAUGAAAUCAUCUGGAAUCAAGUGCAACGAGCCAAACACCGAAACUAUAUCAAAAUAUUCACAACGAAAUCUUGAGAAUGUAUUCAUCAAGGCCAAAAAUAAUGGUGUCUCUUUUAUCUUCUUCGUAACAAGGGAUUCUCUCACUUCGCAUGGCGAUAUUAAAUUGUUGGAAAAGAAGUAUGAGAUCGUUACCCAGGAUAAUCGAUUGUCGGUCGCUGAAAACGCGAAAUCAGCCACUCUCGAAAAUAUUGUGAACAAAAUCAACAUCAAGAAUGGUGGUCUCAAUUAUAUCGUCACGGCUGGAUUGGAAUUAAAUAAGCCGGAAUGUUCGAUUGUCGGAUUUGAUAUCUCACUGAAUCGUGCCGCAGACGCACCACCGGUCAUUGGUUUCGCUGCCAACGUUCUUGAACAGACAAAUAAGUUUGCAGGAGGUUACAAAUUCAUUCAGAAUUCUAAACCUGAAGUGGUUGGACCUGUUCUUCAAGAAGUUAUGACGGAAGUCAUUAAAAGGACCAAAAAAAAUCGAAAAGUUCCAAACGAGUUUAUCGUUUAUUUCAAUGGAAUUAACGAAGGACAAUUCCCAGUGAUCAAUGAGAAUUACGUUCCUUAUAUAAAGGAAGCAUUUAAAAACUUCGAGUCCGAAAUGGGCAAGAAGCCCCUGUUAACUGUAAUCGCCGCAAGUAAAACUCACAAUGAGCGUCUUUACAAGCCGGAUGCCAAUCCAAAAGACAACGCGACAUUCCAAAAUGCCGCAGUUGGAACUGUCGUGGACAAAGUUCUUGUUAAUCCAUCGAUUAACGAAUUCUUUUUGCUUUCUCAUGCAGCUUUCCAGGGAACUGCCAAAGCAACGAAAUAUACUCUCUUACACGACACGGCAAAAAAGACUAUGAAUGACUUGGAGGUGUUGACCUUCCAACUUUGUCAUCUUCAUGAAAUCGUAAAUAGCAGCACGUCGUUGCCAAUUCCAUUGUUGUGCGCUGAUCGCAACACAAAGAGAUCAGAAUUGAUCUAUAAAAAUUCCGAACUAAGGGACCAAAAAGACCUUCACAAGAAGGAUAUGGAGCGUUUUGUUGCAGAAUGUAACGAGAAAUUAUCUUAUGAAGGCACAAACUUGUACUUCACUCGCUACAAUGCUUAA